Messenger RNA from Rhopalosiphum maidis (corn leaf aphid), 925 nucleotides. RefSeq lists its product as uncharacterized. Bases 324 to 764 code for a protein of 146 amino acids. The record is from RefSeq and is a predicted model, not a curated record. Lineage: Eukaryota; Metazoa; Arthropoda; Insecta; Hemiptera; Aphididae. The transcript has 4 exons.
CGAGUCCGCCGACCAGGCGCAACACUCGUAAUAAUAUUGCGGCGAGCGGCUGACGUCGUGAGACCAUCACCGAAUAAUAUCGUUUCUGUAGUUAUUGUACCCACCACCUGUAGAGGCGCGCGACGGCAUUCGCACACACGACGACGACGACGACGAUAUCGUCACAAUAUAAAUAACGCUCUGCCCGCGAUAUCCGUCGACACUUGUAUAAUAUUAUCGUAUUGCCGUGUUAUAUUAGGAGAUUAUUGUUGUAUUCGUCAUCGUUACGCGCCGUCGUCAUUUCGCGCCGACCGCAUCAUCACCGACUAACGCCGCGCGACAACAUGGUACACUUGACGUUGGUCGCCAGCCUGGUUUUCGGCUUUGUCGCCGCGUCCGCCGCCGGCAUCACCGAUGACGGCACCGAAGGUUUGUCGGCGGUGGCAGCGCCCUGGGAGGACAGUCGUUUGGACGAGAGGAUCUAUGCCGAUACGCCAAAUUAUUUGACGUUUCAGCUGAACAGCAAGAGAUAUUCCGUACCUUAUCAUCCGGUGGCCAGAUUGAGGGCCAGUCAAACGGCCGGUGUGGUGCUACCAUACGCCAUGAUUGCCAACAGGAACUACGUAAACGACGAUGUAAACCGAUUUGAACCAGUGUGGAAGCCGACUGCUGCUGAGCUAUUGACUGUACUAAUGAACCGCCGGAAGAAUACAGACACUGGAAUGGACAACACAAAUUUUAUGCGAUUCGGCAUCAGUAAAAGAACGCGUUUCUAUGAUAAUUAAAGAGCCUUCAGCGCGUGCGCUUCUUAUUUCUGUAACGGCCAUUGUCGGCUAUUAUUAUUAUUAUUAUUAUUAUUAUUAUUAUUCCAAAAUAGUUUAAUUGCUUUGACAUUACAUUUGAGCAGGAGAUAACAAAAAUUAUAAACAAAUAAUGUCAAAAUUCA